UAAAACAAUACAAAAAAUAGACAAUUGCGUUCUGUAAUCUAAAAAGCAAAAAUUUACUGUAGAAUACAGAGCAACCCCACCCUUUUUACAGUGACUCCCCUAUUUUGCACAACUUCAGUCUUUUCACUGAGAAAUUUUAAACCACCCUCUUUUCGCAAAAAUUCAGAAAGUCGAACCAUUGUGAAGUUUAUGAUUAAUAAACCUUGUGUUUAAUAUUUGAUGUAUGAAUUUUUUGAACCCUCCCGUUAAUUUUAUGAUUUUUUUUCGAAACUUCACUUUAGAAUGUAUUUUAGCAAAAUAACAAUAAUUUGGGUGGAGCAUCUCACACACAAAAAGUAAUGCAAUGGAUAUGAUGAAAGUAUUCCAGUAUACAUAGUUUUUCUCAAGGUAUGUUCAUCAUCAUAGAAUUGUUUAUGAACCUAAAUUUAUACAUUGUGUUUUAACAGUAUAACAAUACAUCUCUUAUAAAUGCAAAUGUUAUGAGAAUGAAGCAUCUGGUUAUCAAUUUUUUUACCACCUUGAAUCAUAAAGGUGUAAUUAAAGAAAAUUGAUUAUUUGUGCUCACUAAUCUCCUGAUAUUUCUUUCAACAAAAAAACACUUAUCAUUCAAAAAUAAAGCAUCAUUAUUUCUUUAAAAUUAAUUUAUGAGCAACAAGGUAAGGAAUCUUUGAACUAUAUUUUAAAAGGAUUGCAACAAAAUGUAGAUGCUAUAUGUUCUAGGUGUAAAUAUGGAUACAAGAGAAAGUAUCAUUGCAAAGGCUGUUGCCAAGAAUCUUAAAAAAUAUCUUCAUAUUCAAAGGAGAGAGCAGGGAUUUGAUUUAUCUGAUCCUUAUCAUCCUGUGAGAGAGCCACAAACUAAGUUGAAGGUUCAUGUAAACAAUUUUUUCAAAGAAGAUGUAGAUGAGCUUGCCAAGUCAAAUGAGUUGAAACAUCAAAUUAACAAAAUGCAGUCAUCAAAAGAUUUGUCUGAUCACGAAACUGUCGCAAGGUUAAAUUUGGAGCGAGAAAUGUCUCGAUAUAAUAACCCAACUAUCGUUUCACCUUACGCACAUCCAGUUCAAAUGCGAAGAAGAGUGCAUAAAAAAAGAAUCAUGUCUGCUAGUAAAGUUGGGCGUGGUCAGAAAGUCUAUCGACGUGCUCCACCUCAGAAAAUAACAAAUACUGAAAGAGAUCGAAUAGUUAAUCUAACAACCAAAUUACUCGUUGCAACUGAAACGAUUGCACUUCCGCAGAAUAGAAAACAAUCCAGGGAAAGUCAAACCAGUUCCGAGGACAGCUUUCCUGCAAUACCUGCUGUUCGCCGUGUUCAGAAUUUGAGACCAAAGAGUGCUUAUUCAGAUCCUGGACAGAGAUCAAAUAAGUUAAAUACUACAUCAAAAUCAGCACGUACCAGAUCAGCAGAACAAACAAGAAAAGAUAGUUCCUUGACAUCAACUGACGACGAUAGUAUUAGGAACCAAUCGAGUGAUUUUCAUGUUAAAAAGCUUGAACACGGCUACCUAGUGAGGAAAAAUCCUGCUCAGAUUUCGUUAAGACCAAAAAGUGCUGUCAUAUCCAGUCGUUUUAAACCUCCACCCAAACCUGCUGACAGUGAUAGCUUUGAAGACGAUGACGAGUUUUACACACACGCAUCCACUGAAGUGAGUCCUGUUGCAACUCCUCGAACAGUUUGGUCAGAAUCUGACAAACUACAAGCAGACACUUCUACCCAAACCUCUAUUACAAGAGGAACCCAAACUAACAAAGCAACUCCGAAACAUUCAGGAAGCAAUCAUAUCGUUCUGCCGAAAGUGGUUGACAAAGCGAGUGACAGUCAAGUCUCGUCUGGUGACGAACUUUCUUACAGAGAGCAACCCAGCAGUGAGGAUAUGUCGACUCAGACAAGACGAAGAAGUGUCGAACCAAAAGUGGUCACUUAUGAGGUAUAUGUUGUUACUGGGAACAAACUUGGUGCCAGUACUAAUAGUGACGUCAUCAUUAAUAUAUUUGGUGAAAAUGGAAGCACAGGUGAUCGGCCACUUAUAAAAUCAAAAUCAAGUAAAGUUCCCUUUCAGAGAAAUCAGGUUGAUGUGUUUGACUUGGAUUGUAUGUUUCAUGGAAAACUAUCUAAUGUUCGAAUUGGACAUAAUGGCAAAGCUUUAGCGGACGGUUGGUUUUUGGACCGCAUUGUGGUUAGAGAAGGUUUAAAGGCUACAAGAGCUUUUAAUUUCCAAUGCAAAAAAUGGUUAUCUGCUAAGGAGGGUGAUGGUCAAAUUGUAAGAGAUUUAACCCUGACAAGACAAAUACCAGUUUCCGAGCUCCCUUCCAUAUCACAGCGAAAAAUUUCGAGUCGGCGGUUAUCGUCGAGUGAAGACAACACUAGUAGCACUUCUCCUGUGAAGACGCGAAAACAAUCUUCAGAUUCAUCUACAAGUAAAACCGCGAAAAAAAAUACUCGCGAAUACUUUGAUCAUAAUGAUAAUUUUAAUGGGGGUAGUCAGCGAAGUAAUACACCAAGUAAAGGUAGCACAAAACCUGCCUCAAGAAAUAAUUCUUUCAGUAAAAAAUCAAAAAGCCCAACCCCGCGAAGGAGAACGCCCUCCAUUUCAAGUUCAGACUUAUCUUCUGAUAGCGAGACUGAAAGAGAAAAACGUGAAAUUGAGAAACGAAGAAGAAGAGAAGCCAAGCGUUCAACUAGAGACAAGUCUGUUGAAAAACCGAAAGCAAACCUUGGUGGUAUUAUAAAUAAAAUUGAUCAGAAUUUGAACCAAAAAAGAAAUACUCGUCGAAACAGUAGCGAUAGUUCACAAGCACGAAGAGGGAGAGUUACACCUACUCGCACGUCACCGAAACCCAAGCCAAAGCAAAGUCCGUCGCCAACACCGAUGAAGCAGGAAUCGAAGGGUAUUAAUAAAACAAGUAAACCAGCGUCUCCAAAACGUGAGGAGAAUGACUUUUCCAACAAAACUCCUGAGAAAGCAGAGACUGAUUCUGAUAGUAGUAGCGAAAGCUCCUCCUCCGAAGUGAGUUCUGAGGAAGACAAUGCAAAAGAACAAAAAUCUUCUCCACAAAAAAACGACAGUGAUGAUGAAGACAAAAUCGAAUUUUCAAACAAAGAUACAAAGAAGACAUAUUCCGGAUCAAGUGAUGACAUGUACAUGGCUGGAUUUUUGGCUGGUAUAAAAGCUAACAAAGCAAAAGAUGAAGAAAAGAAGCAGGAGGAACUGCAAAAACAAGAAUUUGAAGAAACCAUCAAAAGUGGGCCUACUAUCCAUCAGUGCUGCGAGGAUGGCGAUUUAGAACGUGUAAAAGAACUUAUUGCGGCUGUACCUGAUUUAAAGAACAAAGCAGAUGAAAGGGGAUGGUCCCCUAUUCACAUCAGUGCUGCCUUUGGCCAUUUGGAUCUAGUGAAAUGGUUAUCAGUGAGUGGAGUGCAGCUAACGGCAGAAACGCCUACUGGCUACACAGCUAUUCACUUAGCUGCUAUGAACGGGCAUGUGAAUUGUAUUAUGAUCCUGGCUGCCAUGGGUUGUCCGAUAAGCUCUCGUACUGUGGACGAUUUUACUCCACUGCAUCUUGCAGCAAUGAGUGGUCAUAUUGAAUGUGUGAAAUGGCUACUUUCCAAUCGUGCAAAAGUUGACGUGAAAGAUGUCAACGACAGGACGCCGUUAGAUCUUGCUAUUGAAUAUCAACACGAUGAGUGUAUACAAUUACUAAAAGUGAUGAAGAAGGAAUUAGGUCGAAAAGACAGCGUUAUGAAAAUGUUAAGAGAUCCUCAUGCUCUGAGAAAGCCCAGCGUCGACCAGGCGGGCUCAAUUGUGGCGUCUUCAAAGGGCGGAGAUAGUGGCGUAGGCGGGGAAAGUAAUGAUGAAGAAGAAUGGGUUAGCGAUACUGAAGACACUAGUGACGUCGUCGGUAGAGGCGGCGACGAUAGGUCAGACGCAGCGCGACGUACGUCAAUUCAGGUUGGUCGAAAAGAAUCGGUCGGGAGAAAAAUAAGUCAUACAAGUGGUAAUGCACCAUCCAGAAGAAUAUCAAAGCAGGAGGAGAGACAAAUAGAACAACUGGAGGAGAAGAAAAGAAACUACGAAACACAAAAACGAAAACUGGAAAAAAAACAUUCAUCUUUUUUGGAUAGUAUACGGCAAGAAGUUGAGAGUGGUGGUUGUGAUCAAGAUUUUUAACCUGCUAAAAAAAUAUUUUCAAAACGAGCUUUCUGCAGGGCAGUCUUACAGAAGUACUCUUUAACGGGAUACGAAUUCAUCGAAACAGGGCGUCAGUGGCGUAUUUCCUGUAAAUACACCUAGGUGAAGAAACUGAAGGGAUAACUGUACACAAUGUACAUAGAACAAUUUGUAUAUAAAAGAAUAUACAUGCAUACCAAAGUAUGCGUUUAUAAUAUGUAUAUAAAAGAAUACACAUACUUCUGUGCGUAUGUAUACGAUAUUUCGCUGACAUAUAUAUAGAAUGUACACGCAUACCAAUGUAUGCGAUAAUAAUAUGUAUAUAUAAGAAUACAUAUACUGCCAUGCGCAUGUAUAAUAAUGUGGUAAUAUCUUGUUGACAUUCAAGUGUCAGCUGCUCAGCGUGUGACAUAACGAUGAAUUUGGAUAAUUACGGAUUAUUUAUACCCGACAGACAGAUGUUCAGAACAUAAUUAUGUUUUGAUUAAUUUUUGUCUACGACAUCUGAUUGUAUAUAAUAAACUUUUAAACUUGUAUUUAUAUUUUAUUGAUGGACAAUCGUGUCGUAUAUAAUCGUGAGUGACGCUAGUCUCUUUCUUACGUCACAAGACAUCAGUCUCCAUGGUAACCUGAACAUUUUGGUGAAUUUGUGUUUACUACUUUACUACCUACACAACUAUCUUUCUAUCGUUAAAAAUAUAUGUAACAAUCUUUCAGUCUCAAAACACACCAACUUCCAUCACAAGAUGUUUGAUUUUUAUAAGAAGAGUCUUUGAUAAAGGGAUUGGAAGCUAAGUUAUUAUAUAACUUAUUACUCAGGUUGUUUGGGAUACAGUGUAUGGAAGCGUUAAAUUUAAAAUUGAAUGCCAUAAGACGCUUGUUUUUAUGUUUCCACAGUUCUUGUAUUUAUCAAAACUUAUAUUUCGGCGCUUCUUGAAACACAUGGAAAGGAGUUUUAUCAAUACGAAAAUAUUUUCUCCAAAAUUUUUCUUCCUAAGCUUUGCAUGUAAUAUUGCUAACAAGUAGUAAAAAAAGAGGUGUAUUUAUGUGUUGUUAUAGUUUGUGAUGUAACGUGUGCAUGAAUUUAUUAAUUUAUUAAUUUAUUAAUUUUAUGACCAAAUGUUUCUUUUU
This is a messenger RNA of Hydractinia symbiolongicarpus, 5294 nucleotides long. RefSeq lists its product as uncharacterized. The record is from RefSeq and is a predicted model, not a curated record. Gene Ontology annotation, molecular function: protein binding. The transcript has 23 exons. Lineage: Eukaryota; Metazoa; Cnidaria; Hydrozoa; Anthoathecata; Hydractiniidae. The coding region runs from base 705 to 4163 and encodes 1152 amino acids.